AUGGUGGCAAGCUCUGAGCUUCCAAUUGCAGGAGAGGCUUCAGAGCAUAUUGCUGAAUCAGUUUCUACAGUGUGUGGCUUUGAAGUGCUGGCUGUGGUGGAAGCGAACCACAUUUAUUUAAUCUGCAGAGUGUAUCCUAGAUUAAAUGAGAUAGCACUUGAAAAUCUGUGUCCUUUUUGUCGUGGAAACUGCAACUGCAAGCCGUGUCUACGUACAGAUAAAGGAUUUAAGGAUCUGAGGAAUUCAAAAAUUAAGAUAACUGAAAAUGAAAAAGAUCAGCACUCUAAGUAUCUGUUACAUUUACUACUUCCAUUUCUGAAACGAUUUGUUCAAGAACAAAGAAAGGAAAAGGAGACUGAGGCAGGGAUUAAAGGCUUAAUGCUGACGGAAAUAGAAAUACAAAAGGUAGCUUGUAGAAAGAAUGCGCGUAUGUGUUGCGGCAACUGCAAAACUUCUAUUGUUGACUUCCACCGAAGCUGUCCUAAUUGUUCGUAUGAUCUCUGCCUUACUUGUUGCGGGGAGAUUCGCAAUGGCUGCCUGCUGGGUGGUGAGGAAGAAGUAUCAAUGCAAUUUUGUGACAGAGGGAAAGAAUUCUUGAAUGGGGACCUUCCUUCCACGUCUUCAGGUACAAAGCAGUUAUUAAGGAUGAAACAAAAAGAUCAUAGUAAACCAACAUCAGUGGACGAUGAAGAUCUUAUCAAACCAACACCAGUGGACGAUGAAGAUCUUGGUGAACCUACUUCAGUGGACCAUGGAGACCUUAGCAAAUCAACAUCAGUGUGGAAGGCAAAUGAAAUUGGUAGUAUUCCUUGUCCCCCGAAGGAAAUGGGUGGUUGCGGUUCUGGCCUGCUGGAGCUGAAGUGUAUUUUCAACUUAAAUUGGCUUUCAGAACUGGAAACAAAAGCCGAGGAAAUAGCAGAGAAGUACAACCUUGCACAUGUGGGUGGAACUUCUACACAGUAUUGCUCCUGCUUUGACCGGCCGAUUGACUCUGCUAACAAGAAUGUACGGAAAGCUGCAUCUCGAGAAGAUUCCAGUAACAAUUAUUUAUACUGUCCAACUGCUGAGGAUGUCCAACAUGGGGCGCUGGAGCACUUUCGGCAGCACUGGAUGAAGGGUGAACCCAUGAUUGUACGGAAUGUGCUUGAGCUCACGACUGGCUUGAGCUGGGAGCCUAUGGUUAUGUGGCGUGCAUUUCGUGAGAUCACAAGUGAGAAGAAACCUUCCACGCAUCUGUCAGUGACAGCCAUGAACUGUCUGGAUUGGUGUGAGUUUGAAGUCAAUAGUCACCAAUUUUUCAAGGGAUACUCAGAGGGUCGAAGCUAUGACAACAUGUGGCCUACAAUUUUGAAACUGGAAGUCUGGCCUCCAUCAGAUUUUUUUGAGCGGUUACCAAGGCAUGGUGCAGAAUUUGUCAGUGCUUUGCCAUUUCAAGAAUACACUCAUCCUAACUUUGGCAUUCUUAAUCUUGCUGUAAAAUUGCCCAAGACGUGCUUGAAGCCAGACCUUGGGCCAAUGACAUAUAUUGCUUAUGGAUUUCCUGAAGAGCUAGGCCGUGGGGACUCAGUUACCAAGCUUCAUUGUGACAUGUCUGAUGUGGUGAAUGUUUUGACACAUACUGCUGAUGUGGCCCUGAGUGAUAAGCAGCUUGUUGAGAUUGAAAAGUUGAAAAUGAAGCACCGGGCUCAAGAUCGAAUAGAAAUAUUUGGUCAAACUCACACAAAAUACAAAAAAGUUGAGAAGUUUCAGUCAAUUGUUCCAGCACUAGCUGAUCCUAAUUCAAGUGGAGAGGGACCUGAGACAGCAGAGGGAGGUGCUCUUUGGGACAUUUUCCGGAGACAAGAUGUUCCUAAGCUAGAGGCUUAUCUUAAGAAGCACAGUAGGGAAUUCAGACACAUUCAUUGUAAUCCUGUAGAGCAGAUUUUUCACCCCAUUCAUGACCAGAGUUUCUACUUGACCAUAGAGCAUAAAAGGAAGCUCAAAGAGGAAUUUGGAAUUGAACCAUGGACGUUUGUGCAAAAACUUGGAGAAGCUGUAUUUAUUCCAGCAGGAUGUCCUCAUCAAGUUAGAAAUCUUAAGUCAUGCAUAAAAGUUGCGCUCAACUUUGUCUCACCUGAAAAUGUCCAUGAAUGCGUCCGCUUGACGGAGGAAUUUCGUUUACUUCCCCAGAGUCACAGGGCCAAAGAAGACAAACUGGAGGUAAUGAAGAUGACUGUCCAUGCAAUAAGCCAGGUGGUGAAGCAUUUGGAUCGACAUUCGGGGUGAGUAUUUAACAUUUCUUGUGAUAGCUUUUUCU
This is a messenger RNA of Telopea speciosissima, 2296 nucleotides long. Its product is annotated as lysine-specific demethylase JMJ25-like. Bases 1 to 2265 code for a protein of 754 amino acids. The transcript is spliced from 12 exons. Gene Ontology annotation, molecular function: chromatin DNA binding; histone H3K9 demethylase activity; transcription coregulator activity. Lineage: Eukaryota; Viridiplantae; Streptophyta; Magnoliopsida; Proteales; Proteaceae. Gene Ontology annotation, biological process: regulation of transcription by RNA polymerase II. Gene Ontology annotation, cellular component: chromatin; histone deacetylase complex. The record is from RefSeq and is a predicted model, not a curated record.